This is a messenger RNA of Ziziphus jujuba (common jujube), 1165 nucleotides long. RefSeq names its product nicotinamide/nicotinic acid mononucleotide adenylyltransferase. Gene Ontology annotation, biological process: NAD+ biosynthetic process. The transcript has 10 exons. The record is from RefSeq and is a predicted model, not a curated record. The coding region runs from base 280 to 1011 and encodes 243 amino acids. Lineage: Eukaryota; Viridiplantae; Streptophyta; Magnoliopsida; Rosales; Rhamnaceae. Gene Ontology annotation, molecular function: nicotinate-nucleotide adenylyltransferase activity; nicotinamide-nucleotide adenylyltransferase activity.
GACCCAUGGAAUGGUCUGCAAGACAACAGUGACACAGAGGUUAUGACCCGCGCAAUUCUCAUAGAGCUUCUUCUUUUUUCUUUUUUUUUUCUUUUUUAUUUUUUGGGCUUGAGGAAAUUCUCAUAAAGCUUUUUGUAUUAAAUUGUGUGGGUAUUUAUUCCUCUGCUGCCGUCUCUCAAAGGAAAUUAAGAAAAAUUGCACUCAACAUUCCCUGCUACUCCUGCCCAGUUGCAGCUGCCAAGUUCUUUCACCAUUAGCAAUCUGUUCUUGCGAGGUCUCAUGGAUAUCCAAUUGCCGCUUAGUAAAUUAGCUCUGGAUUUAAUUGAUCACCAAACGGAGAACAAGACAUAUGUAGUUCUAUUAGCAACUGGAAGUUUCAAUCCUCCAACUUUUAUGCAUUUACGCAUGUUCGAGCUGGCAAGGGAUGCCCUGAACUCAGAAGGCUUCUGUGUAAUUGGUGGUUACAUGUCACCUGUUAAUGAUGCAUACCAAAAGCAAGGCCUUAUAUCUGCAGAACACCGCAUAGAGUUGUGUCAUCGAGCCUGCAAAAGUUCUGAAUUUGUAAUGGUCGAUCCAUGGGAGGCAAGACAAAAUACCUACCAACGCACUUUAACUGUUUUGUCUAGAGUGAAGAGUUCCUUAGGUGAGGGAGGGGUGAUACCCAAAGAAUCUCUGAAAGUUGUGCUUGUCUGUGGUUCUGAUCUUCUCCAAUCAUUCGCUACUCCUGGAGUUUGGAUUCCUGAGCAGAUCAGAACGAUAUGCAGUGAGUAUGGUUUGGUUUGCAUUCGAAGGGAAGGACAAGAUGUUGAGAAAAUAAUCUCAAAUGACGAAAUAUUGAAUGAGAACAGGGGAAACAUAAGAGUUGUGGAUGAACUCAUACCGAACCGGGUAAGCUCGACAAGAGUAAGGCAUUGCAUCUCAAAAGGGUUGUCAAUAAAGUAUCUGACUGCAGAUGAAGUGAUCGAUUAUAUUAGAAAACAGAAUCUGUACACUGGAACUCAAAGAAAAUGAGAAAUGACCGAUGGUGAUCAUCACUUAAUCAUUGAAAUAGAACCAAUGAUUAAUAAAAUUAGCAAGCAGUUUGUACAAGCAGGGAUUGUAUACCGUUAAACGUGUAAGAUACAUAAAAGUUAAUGACAGUUCUUUUUAUUGUGCUUAUUCACCA